UGCUUCAGCUUCUGCCGCUCCCUAGUGGUCUCACUGCCGCUGCGGCCGCGUUCUUCCCCCAUGAUGGAGAGUGUUGGCGUGUACGGAUUCUGUGGGUGCACAGCAAAGAACAAAAUGAAGUGUGACUCCAGGGGGGAAGUGACCGCAGCAGAGACGGCCCCCACAUCUGCAUAUUCAUCUCCAGCCCGGAGUCUUGGGGACACAGGGAUCACGCCGCUGUCCCCUUCCCAUAUCGUGAACGAUGCCGACCCGAAUGUCUCGGAGCAGCCCACGUUUCUCGUGGUGGUGGCCAUCGACUUUGGGACCACGUCUAGCGGCUACGCCUACAGCUUCACCAAGGAGCCAGAGUGCAUUCACGUGAUGAGGCGAUGGGAAGGAGGUGACCCUGGGGUGUCCAACCAGAAGACCCCGACCACCAUCCUGCUGACCCCCGAGAGGAAGUUCCACAGCUUCGGGUACGCCGCCAGGGACUUCUACCACGACCUGGAUCCCAACGAGGCCAAGCAGUGGCUGUACCUGGAGAGGUUCAAGAUGAAGCUGCAUACCACUGGGGACCUCACCUUGGAGACAGACCUGACGGCAGCAAAUGGCAAGAAAAUCAAAGCCCUGGAAAUCUUUGCUUACGCCCUGCAAUACUUUAAGGAGCAGGCGCUGAAGGAGCUGAGCGACCAGGCGGGCUCGGAGUUCGAGAACUCGGAUGUCAGAUGGGUCAUCACAGUGCCUGCCAUCUGGAAGCAGCCCGCCAAGCAGUUCAUGAGACAGGCUGCCUACCAGGCAGGCCUGGCCUCCCCCGAGAACUCGGAGCAGCUCAUCAUCGCCUUGGAGCCCGAGGCAGCCUCCAUCUACUGCCGGAAGCUGCGGCUGCACCAGAUGAUUGAGCUGAGCAGCAAGGCCGCGGUCAAUGGGUACAGCUCCAGAGACACAGUAGGAGCUGGGUUUGCACAGGCCAAGGAGCACGUACGGCGUAACCGGCAGAGUCGGACCUUUUUGGUGGAGAAUGUCAUAGGAGAGAUCUGGUCCGAGCUGGAGGAAGGGGACAAAUACGUGGUUGUGGACAGUGGCGGCGGCACCGUCGACCUGACGGUGCACCAGAUACGGCUCCCGGAGGGGCACCUGAAAGAACUGUACAAAGCAACAGGCGGGCCCUACGGAUCCUUAGGAGUAGACUAUGAAUUUGAAAAGCUCCUGUGUAAAAUAUUUGGGGAGGAUUUUAUCGAACAGUUCAAAAUCAAGCGUCCCGCCGCCUGGGUCGACCUGAUGAUUGCGUUUGAGUCUCGCAAAAGGGCGGCCGCCCCGGACCGAACCAACCCGCUGAACAUCACGCUGCCCUUCUCCUUCAUUGACUACUACAAGAAGUUCCGCGGGCACAGCGUGGAGCACGCCUUGAGGAAGAGCAACGUGGAUUUUGUGAAGUGGUCCUCGCAGGGCAUGCUGAGGAUGAGUCCGGACGCCAUGAACGCCCUUUUCAAGCCGACCAUCGACAGCAUCAUUGAGCACCUCCGGGACCUGUUUCAGAAGCCCGAGGUGUCCGCGGUCAAGUUCCUGUUCCUGGUGGGCGGCUUCGCCGAGGCCCCGCUCCUGCAGCAGGCGGUCCAGGCCGCCUUCGGGGACAAGUGCCGCAUCAUCAUCCCCCAGGACGUGGGCCUCACCAUCCUCAAGGGCGCCGUCCUCUUCGGCCUGGACCCCGCCGUCAUCAAGGUGCGCCGGUCCCCGCUCACCUACGGGGUGGGCGUGCUGAACCGCUACGUGGAGGGCAAGCACCCGCCCGAGAAGCUGCUGGUGAAGGACGGCACGCGCUGGUGCACCGACGUCUUCGACAAGUUCAUCUCCGCCGACCAGUCCGUGGCCCUGGGCGAGCUGGUCAAGCGCAGCUACACGCCCGCCAAGCCCUCGCAGCUCGUCAUCGUCAUCAACGUCUACAGCUCCGAGCGCGACGACGUGAGCUUCAUCACCGACCCCGGGGUGAGGAAGUGCGGCUCGCUGCGCCUGGACCUCACGGGGGCCGGCGGCGCCGCCGUGCCCGCCCGCAGGGAGAUCCAGACUCUCAUGCAGUUUGGGGACACCGAGAUCAAGGCCACGGCCGUCGAUAUAGCCACCUCCAAGAGUGUCAAGGUCGGGAUAGACUUCUUAAAUUACUGACCGGCCCUCCCCGUCGCCCGCCCCCUCCGACUCAGCUCACCUGCAUCUGCUGACCUCAGCCCUGACCGUUCUGCCCCUGCCCUUGACCCCUGACACCGCCCCUCCCCCACGCCUGAAUUUCAGCAGGGAAGAUGAGACCCGGGCUAGAAAUUGUUAGGGAUUUUUGAGGGCACACUGGAGUCAGAGAAGCUGUCGGGAAUUGAAGAUUGAGGUUUGGGGACGGGAAACGCAAGGACCCUCGAGGAGCGGCCGGGAGCCCGUGCAGAGUGCCCAGCGACGGAGCUGGCCUGCUCCUCAGGAAGCAGAAUUCUGGGCGCUCUGCCGCCGUCCCUCCGGAUUCGCCACGAGAGCCUUGAGCCAGGAGGAGAUUCUUCAUCUUUCCCAGGCUUCGCUUUUCACGUUUUAUUUUCUUUUUUCGGAUGGCAGUCGAUACGAAAUGCCACCCACCUGCCGUUCACCGCUUUUGCUCGUCACUUGAUCAGGAGCGGAGAUUCAGUGGAAGGUUGGAGCAUUUUCAGCUGGUGGGAGAGGACUGCCCACGCUGGGCCCUAUUUUAGGCUGUCGUCAUUUAAAUUCCGAGUGGGUCCCGUGAAGAGUAAGCUGCAGCCCUGGCUCGUCCACCGGGAUCCGUGCGCGAGGGGAAGGGCUGACGAGCGGCUGCCGUCCCGCAUCACGUGCCGUGUGUGUAAUUUUAGGCAUCAGAGCGCCAACUCCUGAUUUCUGAAUUCAUAAGUACUGCCAGUUCAUCUCAGUGGGAUUUUUUUUUUUUUUGGAGAAGAAAAUGAGGUGUAUUUUCACUUGUUCUGGUCACCAAGCCCAGGAAUCCGGAACAACCCCUCCUCACCUUGGAAAAUGUGCAUAUUUUAAAUUGGCUCCCUCCUCCCAGCUCACCCUCAGCCCCCUGGAAGUGUUGGCCGUUCCUCCCCACAUUUUCAAAGAAAUGCAUCGUCAGUACACAGGCAGUGCAUCUGUUCCAUGAAAUGUUGCAUUAAAAUGGUUAAUGUCCCAGAGGAAUUCCGAGAUCUAUACUUCAUGAAUUAAGCCAGGUUUUGUUUUGUUUUGUUUUCAAAGCAGAUUUGUGGGUUACCCCUGGAGGGUGUUGGUUAAAACAGGUUCCUGGAAGUGUCCGGUUGCUGUAUUGUGCCCCUGACACUGUUAUCACUAAUGUAGUGUUCUGUACCAGCUGCACUUAAAUUAGAGCAGACAGACAGACAGACAGACAGGUUCCUGGAUCCUACCCCUUUUACAGACGGAAGUCAGGUCCUGGAGAAGGGGACCAGGGUCUGCGGGUUUCACUAGACGCUGCGGGAGGCUGUGGUCUGGCCGACAUCUGAGAACCCCUCCGCCAGGGCUGUGUGGGGAGCCAAGGCGCAUGCAUACGAGAGUCUGCCGCCGCCCGUCUUCCCGGUUUACACGAGGAGCAACGACUGAUUCCACACUUGUCCUCUCGUGAAUGGGGCUGGGGUCCCAGCUGGCUUGGGAGUGGCGAUUCUAACCCUCCCAGGAAGGUUAGAAGAUGGGAAGAAAGGCGCCCUAAGAAAGGGAGCGACCGAGGCGCCGACGGGUGGGGCCUGCGUCCCCCACUCCCAAAGACAGUCUUCCUCUCCACUGUCCCGGAGUCGAGGGAGGAUCAGCAACCAAACCCCCGACUCCCAGCCCUCGUGGUCGGCUCAGAGCGGCCCUCCCACCCGCUGGCGUUCACUUCGGUUUGGAAUCCUGGGGCAUGCGCAGUGAGCGAAGGAAGGGCGAGCGCGCUAGCUUCGAGGGCUCACCGCCGUCCGCAGAUCUGCAGUAGCAUUUAUGACGUCAUUUUAACGUGUCUCCGUUGUCACCUCACCCGCUGCAGAAGUCCCUACUAGAAUGUGAAACACAAGCAACCGCAGAACUUGGGGACGCUCGUCACACGGCCGUCACUGGGCCGCUCGUCCAGGCACACAGGUGUGCCCGCCAGGGCUUGCUUGCUGCCCGCUCUGCUCCAAAGGCCACGUGCUGUCGGUCUCUGGUGUCGCCAGCCAUACUCUGCAAAUAAGACUUUUCUAUUGAGUUAUAAGUAAUAUAAUUUUAUGUACAUACCGUGUUAGAAGAUUGUACAGAUUCUUUAUUUCUAUAAUGUGCUUUUCUGGUUUAAAGAAAAGAAACAUGCUCUUUGAAUUUCGUUGCUGCCUUUAAUUUUUCAAGGUUUCAUUUCUUAAGUAGGCUUACUACUCCGCGAUCCGUACCGAUCCUAAGCUGCGGACAUCGUGCGCAAGACCGAGCGGCAGAUGGGCGCCGGGCAGACGGGCCGCCUGGUCAACAGCUUCGUCAGACCUUCCUACACACCCAUCCUUUCCACAGGGUCACAGGUCGUGUUUAAAGGAGCGUAAUAAUGUAUCCAUUCUCCUGUCCAGCCUCGGAGAGCUGAACAUUCUGGUUCUGUAAGCAAAGUGGCUGUGUGCAGAAAAGCCUAGGAAAACUCCUCACGCCCCUUGUGGGGCGGGGCAGGGGCUCUGAGGGCAAAGCACGGUUCACGGCCCACGCGGCUUCCGGCGCACCAGGGACAAAGGAAGGGACUGGCUGGGGUGCAGACCCAGCUUCUCCACUGCAUUAAGUGUAAGUGCGGGUAAAACAGUCAAGUCCCUCUUUUUCUUUGGCUAAUGGAAGGCCUUUCCCACCUUGCACUAAGGACGUCUUCUUGUCUAUAUAUUUCUCUUCAAAUGAGUUGGCUGAAGUCUAUAGAGUCAGCAGAGGGUAGAGGGGGCGUGAUACUUUCACUGGACUUUCUUCUGGUCCCAAAGAUGCAGCCCCACUAGUGGAACUCUGUAAAGGGGGUCCUCAGAUGCCUCCCCGCCCCCCCUCCCCCAUGGAAGGACAGCCGAGUAAGAGAGCUGGAUGGGUGCGCCUGGACACAUUUUCUAACCUUAGAAAAUUUCUAUAAGGCCUGUCAUCUCGACACGUUACUCAGUUGUCCCCGGCUUAUUAUCUUAUGUUCGCCUUUCUCCGAGGCAGAACUGGAGAAAGAUUUCCUCUGUAACGGCCCUUUCUGUACACAGCCGGCGUUAAUAAAUGCUGAAUGACAGACAAGAUAAGAAAGGGGAGGAGACACAGAAGUGUUUUUUGCAAAGCGAUGGCUAAGAUGCGUCCAGAUUGCAGAGCCUGCCCUAUCCUUAGAAUGAUAUUUAGAUCAAGUUUAGCUUUUAGAGUCCAGGUCUGGUUAAUCGCCAGGGUGGCAAAGAAUCGCAUGCACCCAUAUAAACAGGAGUCAAAAUGCAUUAUUAGUCGACGAUCGAAUUUCACGUUGUAGAGACGAAAUAGCUGUGAUUAAGCUGCAUAGUUAUGCUGGGAAACGGCCUAACGGGAUGACUACUGUAAAAAGUUGUCGGCCUUGAUGUUACACCUCUCACCUGCUUGGAAUAAGGAACUGUAUCCUCACAGGGGUCUUGUUCGAACUUCGCAGAACCUUGCAGCAGUCCACGACUUGACGAGGUUGUAUCUGCAAACUCUGUCUUCACAGAUGUCCAAUAAAACAAAACUCGGGAUCUCA
Phyllostomus discolor (pale spear-nosed bat) is the source of this 5659-nucleotide messenger RNA. RefSeq names its product heat shock protein family A (Hsp70) member 12A (gene HSPA12A). The transcript has 13 exons. The coding region runs from base 61 to 2139 and encodes 692 amino acids. NCBI's taxonomy places the organism in Eukaryota, Metazoa, Chordata, Mammalia, Chiroptera, Phyllostomidae. The record is from RefSeq and is a predicted model, not a curated record.